AACAUGAAGGCUAUAUGUGUGCUGAAGGGCUCCGAGGUGGUGGCCGGCGUGGUGCGCUUCGAGCAGGAAGGUGAUGGACCAGUAAAAGUUAACAUUCACAUCACUGGCCUGACUGAUGGCAAACAUGGCUUUCAUAUCCACACCUAUGGAGAUAACACUAAUGGCUGUGUAAGUGCCGGGCCACACUUCAACCCCUGCAACAAGAAGCACGGCGGUCCAGGUGACGAGGAAAGGCAUGUUGGAGACCUCGGAAAUGUAACCUCAAGUGGUGGCGUUGCAGAUGUUGAAUUAACAGAUUCUCUAAUUUCCUUGAGUGGGCCAAACUCCAUCAUCGGACGCACAGCAGUGGUCCAUGAGAAAGAAGAUGACUUGGGGAAAGGUGGAGACAAUGAGAGCCUGAUAACUGGCAAUGCCGGGAGUCGCCUGGCCUGCGGAGUCAUUGGCAUUUGCCAGUAAAAUGGAAUUGUAUGUGCGCCAUUGUUUAUUCAGUUUAACCGCAACACAUUGGAG
This is a messenger RNA of Nanorana parkeri, 510 nucleotides long. RefSeq names its product superoxide dismutase 1, soluble (gene SOD1). Gene Ontology annotation, biological process: removal of superoxide radicals. The transcript has 5 exons. The record is from RefSeq and is a predicted model, not a curated record. Bases 4 to 456 code for a protein of 150 amino acids. Gene Ontology annotation, molecular function: superoxide dismutase activity; copper ion binding. Gene Ontology annotation, cellular component: peroxisome; cytosol; mitochondrion. Lineage: Eukaryota; Metazoa; Chordata; Amphibia; Anura; Dicroglossidae.